AUGAUUGAGAGAAGAAGAAUGAAAUGUUGUGUACUUAUGAAUGUAGGAUUUUAUUUUUGGAAUAGCUGUGUCUUAUUACCUAACAUUAAACUGGAGGAAUAUUUUUCAGUGCAACAAGCUAAUCACAUAAUACAGAGCCUUCUGGGGUCAGCAGGGUGUCAGGCAAGGAGAAACAUUCAAUAUUCACUGCUGCCAGCCUUUCAUUAUUGCAUAUUAUUCGAGAGGAUAUUGAGAAAAACUUCUACAAAAUGGAAAAUUUCAAUUACAGAAAUAUUUAUCUUUCAAAGAAGUCUUGGACAUUUAUACAAUCCAAAUUAUUUUUAA
This is a messenger RNA of Nezara viridula (southern green stink bug), 324 nucleotides long. Lineage: Eukaryota; Metazoa; Arthropoda; Insecta; Hemiptera; Pentatomidae. The record is from the annotation of a GenBank genome assembly.